Phascolarctos cinereus (koala) is the source of this 3604-nucleotide messenger RNA. It is a transcript of the gene GART, whose product is annotated as phosphoribosylglycinamide formyltransferase, phosphoribosylglycinamide synthetase, phosphoribosylaminoimidazole synthetase. The record is from RefSeq and is a predicted model, not a curated record. Gene Ontology annotation, biological process: 'de novo' IMP biosynthetic process; adenine biosynthetic process. Lineage: Eukaryota; Metazoa; Chordata; Mammalia; Diprotodontia; Phascolarctidae. Gene Ontology annotation, cellular component: cytosol. Gene Ontology annotation, molecular function: metal ion binding; ATP binding; phosphoribosylformylglycinamidine cyclo-ligase activity.
CCCCGCCCCCAAGUCUGAGUGCACCUCGAUUUCUGAGCCCCAGGCUGCACGGUAGCUGUGGCUGCUGAGCAUCCCCGGCUGCUCCGGGAGCCUGCAGACCCCGCGUCGAGGCGGAGUUCUGCGGCGGGAAACCGCGCGUCCAUCGCCACCUCGCGAAAUAACCAGCCGGCCCCGGCCGGGCGCCCCUCCAAGGGACAAACUAUUUGCGGGUCCUCGGCCGCGCGUGAGACUUCCGCGGAGCGAAGGACCUUGGGGUUUGUUCCUUUUGGCGGGUCUUGACACUUGUUCCUAGCAAGUAGCAGACAAAUUAAUGGCAGUGCGAGUGCUUGUAAUUGGCAGUGGGGGAAGGGAACACACACUAGCUUGGAAACUUGCUCAGUCUCGGCAUGUCAGCCAGGUGAUAGUUGCUCCAGGAAAUGCAGGAACAGCCAACAGUGGGAAGAUUUCAAAUUCAGCUGUGUCAGUCAGUCAUCAUACUGCCCUCGCUCAGUUCUGCAAAGAUCAGAAAAUUGAACUUGUAGUUGUUGGACCAGAGGCUCCUCUUGCUGCUGGAAUUGUUGGGGAUCUAACAUCUGCAGGAGUGAGGUGUUUUGGUCCCACAGCAAAAGCAGCUCAGUUAGAGUCCAGCAAAAAAUUUGCCAAGGAUUUUAUGGACCGACAUGGAAUCCCAACUGCAAAGUGGAAGGCUUUCACCAACCCUGAAGAAGCCUGCAACUUUGUUAUGAGUGCAGAUUUUCCUGCUUUGGUUAUAAAGGCCAGUGGUCUAGCUGCUGGAAAAGGAGUAAUUGUGGCUAGUAACAAAGAAGAGGCCUGCAAAGCAAUUCAAGAUAUAAUGCAGGAUAAAGCUUUUGGAGCAGCUGGUGAUACUGUUGUAAUUGAAGAAGUUCUUGAAGGAGAAGAGGUGUCUUGUUUAUGUUUUACUGACGGUAAGACUGUGGCCCCAAUGCCACCAGCACAGGACCAUAAGCGAUUACUGGAUGGAGACCAUGGCCCAAAUACGGGAGGAAUGGGAGCUUAUUGUCCAACACCUCAGGUUCCUAAAGAUCUGUUAUUAAAAAUUAAAAAUACCAUUCUUCAGAGAGCAGUAGAUGGCAUGCAGCAGGAAGGUGUUCCAUAUGUAGGGAUAUUGUAUGCUGGUAUAAUGCUUACCAAGGAUGGCCCAAAAGUUCUGGAGUUUAAUUGCAGAUUUGGGGAUCCAGAAUGCCAGGUAAUUCUUCCACUUCUUAAAAGUGAUUUAUAUGAAGUAAUUCAAUCAGUUUUAGAUGGUCAGCUUUCUAAUUCUCUGCCAGUCUGGCAUGAAGAUAGUGCUGCUGUAACUGUUGUCAUGGCGAGUAAAGACUAUCCCGCAAAUUACACCAAAGGCAUGGAGAUAACAGGAAUUCCUGAGGCUAAAGCUUUAGGCCUGGAGGUGUUCCAAGCAGGCACAUCCCUGAGAGAGGAUAAAGUAGUAACUAAUGGUGGUAGAGUUCUUACAGUAACAGCCGUGCAGAAAGAUCUGAUAUCAGCUCUUGAAGAAGCCAAUAAAGGAAUAACUGUUAUAAAAUUUGAAGGAGCAGUUUAUAGAAAAGACAUUGGCUAUCGAGCUAUCUCUUUCCUAAAACAGUCCAGAGGCCUGACUUACAAGGAAAGUGGGGUGGAUAUUGCAGCUGGCAAUGAACUGGUUAAGAAAAUUAAGCCUUUAGCUAAAGCCACCUCCAGACCGGGAUGUAAUGUAGACCUUGGAGGAUUUGCUGGUCUCUUUGACUUAAAAGCAGCUGGUUUUAAAGAUCCCCUUCUGGCAUCUGGAACAGAUGGAGUUGGAACCAAAUUAAAGAUUGCCCAACAGUGCAAUAAACAUGAUACCAUUGGUCAAGAUUUGGUUGCAAUGUGUGUCAAUGAUAUUUUGGCUCAAGGAGCAGAGCCUCUAUUUUUCCUUGAUUAUUUUUCCUGUGGAAAACUUGAUGUCAGCACAGCUGAAACUGUCGUUGCGGGUAUAGCAAAAGCAUGUGAAAAAGCAGGAUGCGCUCUUUUGGGAGGUGAGACAGCUGAAAUGCCUGGUGUGUAUCCCCCUGGAGAAUAUGACCUUGCAGGUUUUGCUGUUGGUGCCAUGGAGCGAGAUCAAAAGCUCCCUCAACUGGACAGAAUCACUGAGGGGGAUGUUAUCAUUGGAAUAGCCUCUUCUGGAGUUCAUAGUAAUGGAUUCAGCCUUGUAAGGAAGAUUGUAGAAAAUUCUUCCUUCCAGUUAUCCUCUUUAGCACCUGAUGGAUGUGGUAAUCAAACUCUAGGGGAAUUGUUGUUAAAUCCGACCAAAAUCUAUAGCCGAACAUUGUUACCUGUUCUUCGUUCAGGGCAUGUUAAGGCCUUUGCCCAUAUUACUGGAGGUGGACUACUUGAAAACAUCCCUAGAGUUCUUCCAGAGAAAUUCGGGGUAGAUUUGGAUGCUCGAUGCUGGAAGAUCCCUAGAAUAUUCUCAUGGCUUCAGCAUGAGGGAUGCCUCUCAGAAGAGGAAAUGGCUAAGACAUUUAAUUGUGGAAUUGGGGCUGUCAUGGUGGUACAGAAAGAUCUGGCUGAGCAAGUUCUGAAGGAUGUACACCAGCAAGAGGAGGAAGCCUGGAUAAUCGGGAAUGUAGUUACUUGUCCUAUAGGUUAUUCCCGUGUGAAAGUCAAUCAUCUGAUUGAAACAAUGCAAAUAAAUGGAUCGUUCUCAUUAGUGAAUGAAUCUUUAAAGGGUUGCCUUGGUAUCCAACCAAAGAGGGUACAAGUGGCUGUCUUAAUAUCUGGAACUGGCACGAAUCUCCAGGCCCUAAUAGAUAGCACUCGGGAAUCAACCAGCUACGCACAAAUUGUUGUUGUUAUCUCUAACAAAGCUGGAGUGGCAGGGCUACAGAAAGCAGAAAAUGCUGGUAUUCCUACUAAGGUAAUUGAUCAUAAAUUAUAUAAAAGUCGUUCAGAAUUUGACAGUGAAAUUGACAGUGUCCUUGAAGAGUUCUCCAUUGACCUAGUCUGUCUUGCAGGAUUCAUGAGAAUUUUGUCUGGUCCUUUUGUCCAAAAAUGGAAUGGUAAAAUACUCAACAUACACCCAUCAUUGCUCCCUUCUUUUAAGGGUUCGAAUGCCCAUGAGCAGGUUCUUGAAGCUGGAGUGAGAAUCACUGGAUGUACAGUACAUUUUGUGGCUGAACAAGUGGAUUCUGGACAAAUCAUUGUUCAAGAGGCUGUCCCAGUAAUGAGAGGUGACACUAUUGCAACUUUAUCAGAAAGAGUAAAAAUAGCAGAACAUAAAGCAUUUCCUGCUGCUUUACAGAUGGUGGCUAGUGGUGCAGUAAAACUUGGAAAAAAUGGAAAAAUUUGUUGGAAUGAUGAGGAAUAAAACACCUUAAAUUUAGGGUGAAAGAAUUGGAUUUAUCUAUCAAAUGUGGUCAUUUAUACUUUCUGUCAUGUAUACAAAAUAACAGCUAACAGAGGAGAAAUCCUUAUGCCUCUGUUUGUUUAAAAAAAAACUAUUCCUUACUAAUAGUUCCUCAUAAGAUUGAUAUAUCACCAUAUGUAUGUACAGCUCUUUUUGUGUUGGCAAAGAAUUGGAAAUUGAGGGGAUACCCAUCAGUUGGGGAAUGGCUGAACAAGUUGU